Molecule: messenger RNA, 3354 nt
Organism: Cordyceps fumosorosea ARSEF 2679
Lineage: Eukaryota; Fungi; Ascomycota; Sordariomycetes; Hypocreales; Cordycipitaceae
Product: Galactose oxidase/kelch, beta-propeller
Exons: 1
Coding region: 1-3354 (1117 amino acids)
Molecular function (GO): protein binding
Source: RefSeq, a predicted model, not a curated record
AUGGCUAAAUCGCCACGGCGUACCGACGCUGUGCGACGGCCUAUACGGCGGACGACCCUGGCAGCCUUGGUCGUCGCGGCCUCGGCAUCGACGACCGUCGCCGCGCACCAGUUUCCCUACGUGCCGACGCAGAUCCUCACGCCGUCAUGCUUCAGCAAGUCGUCGUGCCACGGCGCCGGUCAGACGUACAUGUUCAAGCAAGCCGACGAUGGCAGCGUGCAGUUCCUCUCCUUCGACUACAACGACAAGCUCAACGCCGACCUCAGCCCCAAGGUGCUCUCCAGCCAGCUACCCUUUCUCAGCGACGCCGCCCCCGGCACCGCCUUUGGCGCGGUCCGCACCGCCAACGGCUCUGUGCUCGUCUACGCCGGCGUCUGCGGCGGUGACGCCGGCGCCGUCUGGUCCUACGAUGACACUAAGGAUGGUGGCGGCGCGACUGUCGGCGGCGGCGCCUGGACGAAGCGCAGCACUCGCAACACGGCCCAGGGCACGAGCCCGGGCGGCGCGCCCUUCUUCCUGGGCGGCACGCUGGCCUUCUCCGCCAAGCUGGCGCCCGUCAUGGACCAGCCUACGCUGUACAGCUACGGCGGCAUGUGCGAGGCGCCAAGCACGGAUGCGCAGAAGUGGCAGGCGGGCGCCAACUACACCAAGAUGAUGGUGAGCCUGACGCCGGAGAGCGGCGACGCGCAGACGGGAUACGACGCGUCCAUUGCGUCAACGGCCGGCCCGCGCUCGCCGUUUGCCGGAUUCACGCUGACGCCGCAGCCGCCGUCCAUCACCAACAUAUCCGGCACGAUAACGCAAAAGAUGACGUACAUCCUGCUCGGCGGGCACACACAGCAGGCGUUCAUCAAUAUGAGCACGGCGGCGGUGUGGAGCCUUCCGGAGCAGGCGUGGUCGUACAUUGACAUCAAACAGCCCGUGAGCAAGACGGCUAACACGGAACUGGUCCGCAGCGGCGGUGGGAAUAGCAGGAGGGACGACGGCGACGUUGUGCCGGAGGUGACGAGCCGGUCCGGGCACACGGCGAUUCUCAGCCAGGACGGCAGCGAGGUGGUGGUGAUGGGCGGCUGGGUGGGCGACGUGAACACGGCUGCGGAGCCGCAGCUGGCGGUGCUCAAGAUGAGCCAGACGUACAACUCGUGGAUGUGGGCGGUGCCGGAGGCGCAGCCGGCAGGGGACGGCAUCUACGGACACGGAUCGGCCUUGCUGCCCGGAAACAUCAUGAUGGUGUAUGGCGGCUGGACGAUCAACUCGAGUGCUGGCUCGUCGGCGAGCAAAAGAGCCGCGCCGUACACGGCAAGGUUUCUCAACCUAACCUCGAUGGAGUGGACGCAGGAGUACAAGCGACCGCCCCCUAGCCCGAACGAUCCUGAUGCGCCUAGCAUCGGAUCGAAUGGCCAGGGAGAAGGCAGCCGCUCCCGACGACUCGGCCUGGGCCUGGGCCUGGGUCUUGGUCUUGGCCUGCUGCUGUUGAUUGGCGCGAUUGCCUUGUUCUGUUGCCUCCGACAGCGUAAGCAGCGCAACGAGCGCAGACGUGAUGACGCUGCGCGAGCCAUGGCGCGGGAUGCCGAAUUCUUCAACGACCGCGACGACGUCUUGGAUCCGCCAGCUGGCUAUGGUCAAUGGGGAUGGUUCGGCCAGCGCGACAACAACGUUGACUAUAAUCAGAACAAUCGCCAACAGAUGUACAGCGAAAAGUCCCACGGAGGAUACGAGAGCCUGCUUAUGAGUGGCGGCUCCGGCGAGCAAAGUCCCAUCACAAGAAAACCCGUCAGCGGUCAGCUUCGUGGUGGUUAUGUGCCCUACCUGCCGUCGCCUGACGGGCGCAUGUCCAACUUUGCCUCGCCCCCUGGACAGAUUCACCCGAUCUUGGAGGACGACGAGGAUGAGGAUAGUUUCCGCGAAAAGGAGCUGCUGACGCCGUCGUCAGAGGGGCAUACGGAUCCCUUCCAGAACCCGCCCGGCACGGGUCACUAUGCUGCGGCGGCCGGUAUCGGGGCUGCGGCGGGCGCGGCGGCCAUUUACGCGAUUCCCCGUCGUGGCACGCCAAGCCCGGAACGGCCGGACCCGGAGGUGCAGGAGUGGUCUUCGGAAGCGGAUGGCGGUGCCGAAGCGCUGCUCACGAGACAUGCCCGGAACCGCGCCGGCCGAAGCUCGCCGACCCGUAGCGGCGAUUGGCACCACCUAUCGGCCUACCACGACGACGACUCGCGAAGCGGCUCCAACCUGUCCGAGUCGACGCGGAGUGCCGCGGACAGCCUGCUCGCCGGCGCUGGCGUGUACCAUAAGAAGGCUGCCAGCUCCUCGUCGGGCAGCUACCGCACGGCCAAGUCUGGCUUCGGCACGCUCCAAGCCGAGGCGCCCGGUCUCCUCCGCGGCGGUAGCGGCUAUGACGAGUACGACCACAUUCCCGUCCCGGGGUCACCGUCCAAGAACAAAGCUCGGAGGACGUGGCUGGGCUCCCUGCGGCGCGUCUUCUCCGGGUCCGAGUCCACGCCGUCGCCGGACUCGUCGAUGCGCGAGGAGAGCCCGCGCCGACCGUCCCUGGAGCGCGGGAGCGCCGACUACGAGGCACCGCUGGCCGGCGUCAGCGGCGAGAUCCUGCGAAGGAAGCAGGGCCGCCGCGGCUGGAACCUGAGCGACCCUCCGGCGCAAGUCGACCGUGACGGGGCGACCGAUCUGGACGGCGGCAGCAAGCGUCGUCGCGUGAGCGGUGCGGCGGAGCCGGAGGCCGAGACCGACUGGGACAUUGAACGCGCGGUGGAACAGCGCCUGGUGCAGGUCAUGUUCACGGUGCCCAAGGAACGGCUGCGGGUGGUGAAUGCUGCAGAUAACGACAACGACGAGGAAGAUGAGGACGUGCCGCCGCCGCUGGCGAUCAGCAAGACAAAGCCGAAGCCCAGCGCGCUGGUGCUGGAGCCGCCGCCGCGCGUCCACGAGCCGCACUCGGCCGAGGUGCUGGACUCGGUGAGCCAGCUGUCCUCGAGCGGCUCCGAGCGCCCGCAGACGGUGAUGGCGCCACCGGCCUCCUUCCUCCAGGACCCGGGCAGCCAGGCGUCGCCGUUCAUCACGCCGUCGCUGCGCAGCCUGACACCCGUGACCACGUACGGGGGGAAGCGCUCGGGGGAGCACCACGACGAUGACCGGGAAGCGAUGCUGCGGAUGAGUCGGCAGGGCGCGCUGGCGGAGCACGGCGUCGGCGACAGGAGGUCGGCGGCGGUGUACGGCACGGCGGAGGCGGUGACGAUGGAGCGGGCGCGUGCCAAGUCGAGGGUGCUGCAGAUGGUGGACUCGAUCGAGAGUAGGGAGGGGAGCCCGGAGCGCAAGGAGUCACAGUCUCCAAAGGCGUGA